AUGAUCGUCGUCGUCGCUUUAUUGCUUAGUCUCCUCACCCAGGCAAUUGUCGCUCAAGACACAAGCCUAGCAAAGGUAAAAGAGGCAUUCGAUGUCGUCAACAUCCCAAAAGACAUUGCUCUUCCAUUCGACCCUUCCUUCCUUCUUGAAGUUUCUCUGCCUCAAACAACAGGCUCUGCGAUCGUCCUCAGGGCAGGCGUGCAGCUUCCUCGCAAUGCGACCGUCGGCCCUCCUUCGUUCACCCUCGUCGGACAUGAUAUCGGGCAUGGUCCCUUUGUCGUCGCAACAGUAGACCCGGAUGCCCCUACUCCCCAGAAUCCCAAUAUUUCCGAAGUUCGGCAUUUCCUCGGGGGGAACUUCGUGUCCGAGCGCCUCUUCGCAGGCCAGGCUACCUUAACUAACACGACGGCAGCAGUUUCAGACUGGCUUCAGCCGACACCUCCCACAGGAUCGGAUGCCCACAGGUAUAUUUUCUUGGUGUUCAGGCAGCCGCAAGGUUUCAAUGACCAGGUUCUCGUUGACGCUACUACACCUAGGACACUGUUCAACAUCAGCGAAUUUGGUGCAGCGGUUGGGCUUCGAAACCCCAUUGCAGGAACGUUCAUGUUAGUGGCCCCAGAUCCUGCAUAGGAAAGUACGUUUCGAUGUUAAAAAAAAUAAUAUUACGCACGAAAAGUGUACGCGUUUUUGGCAUCUAAUCC
This is a messenger RNA of Guyanagaster necrorhizus, 701 nucleotides long. Its product is annotated as PEBP-like protein. The transcript is spliced from 4 exons. The coding region runs from base 1 to 630 and encodes 209 amino acids. Lineage: Eukaryota; Fungi; Basidiomycota; Agaricomycetes; Agaricales; Physalacriaceae. The record is from RefSeq and is a predicted model, not a curated record.